UUUAUUUCAUAAAUCAUAAUUUAGGAUACUUUACCAAUUAUAUUCUUGGCAAUUAUUAUGUAAUACUUCUAAUUCAUGAAUAUUAUGACCAGAAUGUAAUGCGGUUACCUAUUCUUUUAAACAGGAAUAAUGAACAAAAACUUCUUAUUAAACAAUUGAAUAACAAUUUGAUUUCAUUUGAAAACAUUGAAUCAUCAAUUACUAAUUACUUGAAUCAAACAAUCAAACUAUUGAAACUAAAUAUUUUUAUGAUGGAUCAUUUAGAACAAGAUAAUAUUGAAGCAAUUAAAUCGAACACUUUAUUGAAAUCAGAAGAAACACAUUCUAUAUCAAAACAUUCAAUGGUUCCAUUGUCUCAUUUAGUCAAUACAAAACAAGUUAAAACAGAUCCAUUAGGUCUUGUUAUCGCUAAACGUAAACGUAAAGAAAUGGCUGAUCCACAAAUAGCCGAAGCAAUAUUGUCUGCAUCGAAAUUACCACCACCUAUUGUACCAGAAACUACAAAUUCAGUAGAUGUUCCAGAAGAACUGUUACAAAUAUUAGCAUUGGCUAAAGAUUACGAUAAAGAUGAUACAGAAAAUAUUGACUUUUUCAAGAAUUACUCACUUAUACAACCUAGAAAACCAUUAAAGACUGAAGUGAAUAAUGUGACAUACAUGAAACGUGAACGUCUAUGCAAGUUAUCAUCAUUGAAAAAGUAUUUCAUUACUAAAGAUUUCAUGGAGGACACUGAAGAAACUCGAACUUUGGUACAAAAUACUGUUCAUACAGAUGAAGAAUGGUUUAUGGAAAGUUUUUUACAUGUAUUGUGCAUUUUACUGAUCAUAAUUACAUUACCAUUGUCUUUGAUAUUUUGUUUAAAGGUUGUAACACACUAUGAACGAGCAGUACUAUUUCGCCUUGGAAGACUGGUUUCUGCAACUGCUAAAGGUCCAGGAUUAAUAUUUGUUCUUCCCUGUUUGGAUCGUUACCGUGUUUUGGAUUUACGUACUUUUACAUUUGAUGUACCUACACAAGAAGUACUUACAAAGGAUUCUGUCACAGUUGUAGUUAAUGCAGUUGUAUAUUAUCGUGUAAGAGACCCUGUACGUGCUGUAGUUAAUGUUGAAGACGCUAAUCGAGCAACCAGAGUUUUGGGACAAACCACUUUACUUAAUGUACUCGGUACAGUAAAUUUAGAAGAAUUACUUACUGCUAGAGAAGAUAUCGCAGCAUUAAUGCAGGAAUGCUUGGAUUCUGUAACAGAAGCCUGGGGUGUAAAAGUUGAAAGAGUAGAAAUUAAAGAUGUUCGUUUACCUAUACAACUUCAGAGAGCGAUGGCAGCAGAAGCAGAGUCUGUCAGAGAAGCCACUGCUAAAGUUAUAGCGGCUGAAGGUGAAAUGCGUGCUUCUGGUGCUUUAAAAGCAGCUGCUGUCGAAAUUAAACAACAUCCAAUUGCAAUGCAACUGCGUUAUCUUCAAACAGUCAACAGUAUUUCAUCAGGAAAACAAUCGACAAUUAUUUUUCCAGUACCCUUAGAUUUAACUUCACUGUUUCGGGCACAACUUGAUAAUAUUUUAUGCGGGAAUAUUUUCAAAAAUGUAAACUUUAAAGCAGAUAAUAAACUUGAGUUUCUUAAUAUUAAUAAUAACGAUGAGGAUAGUAAUGAAUAUGAAAAUGAACAAAAGGAAGAUUUGUACAAAGCAACCGGCCAAGAAAACAUUUUAACAAGUUCCUUGAAGUUACCAUAUCAAAUGUCAACUGAUGAAUUUAUGGAGUCUCUAUCACAAAUAGUUUAAGCAUGUAGUUUAAAUUCUACAAUACUAAAAUCUGUCAAUUAUAGAUCAAUUCUUUGAUAUUCCCAUGUUUUAUACGAUCCGCCUUCAUUUCAUAAUUUAGGGUGCCAUGUCUUCAUUGUAUAUAGUUCAAAUUCCUAAUAGAAAUACAGAAUUUCUUUUUAAAUGUUUAUUUCGCAUGAACGAUAUAUAUUUUCUUCUUUCACAACUAGUUAAUGUAGAAAUAAAUAUUCUGUAAACAAACGUUUUCAUUUGUUUGAUUGUUUGAACAUCUGUUCAAUUAUGACAGAAUGAAGAGGGCAUAUUUGGAAAAAUAAAUUCUCAUCCUCAAGGCGUAUCUGAAAUCUUUGAUGGGACUAAUGAUUCUAUCAUGAUACAAACCAACAUUAACCAGUAUUGGUUAGAGAAGUUACGACAAAGUUAUAAGGAAUGAAACUGAACUCCGGACGAUUGAGUUUUAACAACUGGUGCUUCACUCAGAGAGAUUCCAAUUUCGUAAUAAGUACCUGACAUUGCUGAUAAUAUAAG
Molecule: messenger RNA, 2303 nt
Organism: Schistosoma bovis
Lineage: Eukaryota; Metazoa; Platyhelminthes; Trematoda; Strigeidida; Schistosomatidae
Source: the annotation of a GenBank genome assembly